ACUAUGUUGCCCAUACAGUAAUGAAAAGAGGUAAUGUCCGAAACAUUAGUUGAAGGGGAAUAUGAGCUGCUACUUACUGUUAGUGUUGGCGAUUCAAAUUGUUCGUUGGGAGGACGAACAUGAAUAAUCCCUCCCUCGCGUUGCGAUUUACACUCUUCGUCUCCUUCUCACUAACGGCUUCUUCCUUCCCACAAUUACCAUUCUUUUCUAAGCCUGCUUCCACCCCCAAAGCCAAACCCUCUGACUUAUUGUCUCUCCUUUCUUCCAAAUCUCAAUCCUUAACAGUCGAUCCUCUCGUUGCACGUGACCUCAAUUCAUGCUUCAAAUUCCUCGUUCCUUUCUCCCCGGAGCCUCGUCACCGAAAGCUCGCCUCCGCCACUCUCAUAGGUUCCAACCGCAGAGAGAAAGAUGACCGCCGCAUCUGGUGGCCGCCGCAGCCCGUCUUGGACCUCGCACGCCUUGCCGUCGAUUCCGGCGGUGACCCCUCAGCCAUUCAUCGCCUCCUCGAUCCAAGCGUCAUUCUAGUUCCUGACGUUGAAGGAUCAAAUCAAGAUCGCUGUCAACUCACUAGAACUCCCUAUGGCAGGGUUUUCAUUAAUGAGGAAUUGAAUAUGUACAUGAAGUUCUUGUUCGAGCUCAUUGCUGCUCGAGCUCCAUCUAUUGGCUUCGAUGUUGCUUUGAACCGCUUUGAUCUCUUCCAUGGUCACAUGUUUCUGGCCCUUGACUCUGGUAGACUUGGUAUCUUAUUCCAUGCGAGGGAAUACCCUGCUUAUGAUAAACGAGACUUUCCUUACAAUUUGGGUUACUGUCAGAGAGGGUCCAAUGUGACAUAUGGUGAUUCAAUGAACAUGAGGAAUAUUCUUUGGCUGGCUCCAUUACCCGGCAAUUCUCCGAAGUCUUGGGCAGCGCCAGGUGUACUGGUAGUGUUGGAUGCUCGUCCGGAUGGAAUCAUAUACAGAGAUCUAAUACCAGAUUAUGUAAAAUUUGCAAGGACUAUAUAUGAAGAUGAUCUCGGGGAAGUUGCUGUGGAUGUGAACUACUUGAAUGUAGGGUCUGAAUCUCCAAACUAUCAAAUAUUCAUAUGUUGAAGAUGAUGUAUUGGGGAUAACUAUGACAUAGAACUGACUUCACAACGUACACCAUCCUUGAUAUAAAUGAAGAUUGCCAAAGCUUACACGUAGAAUUGAAGUGCAUUACGAACCAAUUUGAUGGGUCAAUUGAUUUUAUAGCUUUGUUCAAAACUUCAAAUACUACUUUUUAUGCGCAUGCAAUUUGUUUUCCCUUGGCAUCCAAGUCUCUGCUCUUCAAAAGGCUAUUAUUAUACCACAAAUGUUACAUGAGUUCUACUCGAAUUCUUCCCCUUUAAUUGAUUUUGCGUCGUAGUU
Messenger RNA from Arachis ipaensis, 1385 nucleotides. Its product is annotated as T-box protein. The record is from RefSeq and is a predicted model, not a curated record. NCBI's taxonomy places the organism in Eukaryota, Viridiplantae, Streptophyta, Magnoliopsida, Fabales, Fabaceae.